Molecule: messenger RNA, 1085 nt
Organism: Oryzias melastigma (Indian medaka)
Lineage: Eukaryota; Metazoa; Chordata; Actinopteri; Beloniformes; Adrianichthyidae
Product: keratin, type II cytoskeletal 8
Exons: 5
Biological process (GO): keratinization; intermediate filament organization
Cellular component (GO): keratin filament
Molecular function (GO): structural constituent of skin epidermis
Source: RefSeq, a predicted model, not a curated record
UCAACUCACCAAGUCUCAACAACAGUUCUUGAAAAACAACCAAAUGUGUGCUGUCCACAGGAACUCAAUGAGCUUCAGGGACAGAUCAAGGACACCUCAGUCAUCGUGGAGAUGGACAACAGCCGCGACCUGGACAUGGACUCUAUUGUGGCUGAAGUCAGAGCUCAGUAUGAGGAGAUUGCCAACAACAGCCGAGCUGAAGCUGAGAAAUGGUACCAGCAAAAGUUCCAGGAGAUGCAGAGUAAUGCAAAUCAAGCUGGAGAUGACCUUCGCAUCACCAAGAUGGAGAUUUCUGAGCUCAACCGCAUGAUCAGCCGCAUCCAGAAUGAGAUCGAGGCUGUCAAGGGACAGCGCUCCAAUGUGGAGGCCCAGAUCGCAGAGGCAGAGGAGCGUGGUGAGAUGGCGGUGAAAGACGCCAAGCUCCGUAUCAAGAAUCUGGAAGAGGCCCUGCAGAAAGCCAAACAGGAAAUGGCCAGACAGAUCCGCGAGUACCAGGAGCUCAUGAACGUCAAGCUGGCUCUGGACAUUGAGAUUGCCACCUACAAGAAGCUUCUGGAAGGAGAAGAGUGCAGAAUUUCCUCCGGUGGUGGCGCCACAAACAUCCGGGUGCAGUCUUCAAGCUCCGGUGUUGGGGGCGGUGCAGGUAUGGGUGCUGGCAUGGGCUUCGGCGUUGGCGGAUCAGGCUUUGGAGGAGCCAUCCUCUACGACCCUGGUUUUACUGUUGGUGGAGCUGGAGGAUAUGGUGCCAUGAGUUCCAUGAGCACCAGCAGCCUCAGCUCAAAAAAGACCGCCCUGAUCACUAAUACCCGUUAUUAAUAAAAAAUAUCCACAUUACUCGACUGCUUUUCUCCAUGCAUAUCCCACUCAAACUUUCACAACCCCAACAUGUCUUCAUAUCAUUUCUUGACCACUUACACCACCUGGGUGUGCUGGUGUUCAGACAAAACCAUAUAUAUGGUUUCUUUUGAUGUAGUUCUUCCUGUUCUACAAAUGAUAAACAACAAUGUGAAAGCCUGACUGGUACUACCAGAUUGACAUUUGAUUGUACUAUUGAAACAUCUGUAAUAAAUCUUUCAGCAUUCACA